This is a messenger RNA of Fusarium keratoplasticum, 1257 nucleotides long. Its product is annotated as HAL protein kinase. The record is from RefSeq and is a predicted model, not a curated record. Gene Ontology annotation, molecular function: ATP binding; protein serine/threonine kinase activity. The transcript has 2 exons. NCBI's taxonomy places the organism in Eukaryota, Fungi, Ascomycota, Sordariomycetes, Hypocreales, Nectriaceae. Gene Ontology annotation, biological process: protein phosphorylation; intracellular monoatomic cation homeostasis; intracellular signal transduction. The coding region runs from base 1 to 1257 and encodes 418 amino acids.
AUGCUUCAACGAGCGGGCAAAGCCUCCGCUAAAGAGACACCUAGGCGGAUAUUCUCCAAUAAAGACAUCAUCGAGCCGACAUUGCUGCAGAACGAGCCGACUGCUACUAGUAGCCUCGAUGUUGCACAUAGCCCUAUGCCGACCUCCGCUGCAAACCUAGCACCUCGUACUCAAAAAGCGUUACCAACCAACAAAAGCCCGGAUGAAGCGCCCCUAGUUCCAAAAUUAACUAAUUUUGACGGCGGCAACGUCGCGCCGCUUCAGCGGUUCAUCGCGCUGCAAGGAGGGCAUGAGCACCAUCUUGAACGAAAGCCGCGCAAAGAGCCGCUGUCCGAUCUGUGGAGGAAACUACUGAGCAAGAAGCAGCCGCCGGAGGAUAAGAAGGGGCUUACUUUGUUGGCGAAGUACGGCAAGUGCCAGGAAGUGGUUGGAUACGGGACAUCUGGCAUCGUGCAUGUCUCGCACAAGAAAAAAGAGGAUGGAACCGGCGAAGAACUAUACGCGGUGAAGGAGUUCCGGCGUCGGUCAAGGGAGGCGGAGGAUAAGUACGUUAGGCGCUUGACGGCUGAGUUCUGCGUCCUCAGCGAGCUGCGCCAUCCCAACGUGAUCCGCACGCUCGAACUACUAACGGAUGCGAAGGGGAAUUACUGCGAGGUGAUGGAAUACUGCGAAGGUGGUGACCUAUUCACACUGGUGCGCUCGUCAGGGAAGUUAGAGACACAGGAGGCGGAUUGCCUCUUCAAGCAGUUGAUGCGCGGCGUCGAGUAUAUGCACGAGAUGGGUGUAGUGCACCGCGAUCUCAAGCCAGAGAACUUGCUGCUUACCAGGCACGGCGGACUCAAGAUCAGUGAUUUCGGCAACAGCGACUGCUUUCGCACGGCCUGGGAGAACGAAGUCCAUAUGAUGUCUGGGCUAUGCGGCUCAGGGCCAUAUAUAGCUCCAGAAGUAUACAUAGACCAGGAGUACGAUGGCCGAGCAGUCGAUGUCUGGGCAUGCGGUGUCGUUUAUAUGGCAAUGCGCACGGGUAGUUUCCUCUGGCAAAAAGCAGAGAAAGAUAAGGAUGAGAUAUUUGCACAAUAUCUCAAAGAUCGUCGUCAGAAGGAGGGGUUUAGCCUAAUUGAGUCGUUAAGCCUAUUAAGCUGCCGGGAUGUUAUUUACUGCAUGUUAGAUCCGAAUUCGUCUCGCCGCAUCACGGCAUCACAAGUCUUGCGGUCCGAAUGGGGUCGAGAAAUACGACUUUGUCAGGCGGCCUUCUAG